Pyrus x bretschneideri (Chinese white pear) is the source of this 426-nucleotide messenger RNA. RefSeq names its product T-complex protein 1 subunit zeta 2-like. The coding region runs from base 96 to 320 and encodes 74 amino acids. NCBI's taxonomy places the organism in Eukaryota, Viridiplantae, Streptophyta, Magnoliopsida, Rosales, Rosaceae. The record is from RefSeq and is a predicted model, not a curated record. The transcript has 3 exons.
UUUCAAAAACUCGUACACUCUCACUCCCUCCGCCCCUUGGAUUUCAUCUGAGCAGAAUAACAAGAAGGAGGAGAAGAGGAAGAAGAAGUAAAAGGAUGUCGAUUCGAGUGCUGAAUCCGAAUGCGGAGGUGCUGAACAAAUCGGCGGCGCUGCACAUGAACAUCAACGCCUCCAAGGGCUUGCAGGACGUCCUCAAGACCAACCUCGGCCCCAAGGGAACCAUCAAAAAGCUUGUUGGUGGACUGGCGACAUUAAGCUUACUAAGGAUGGCAACACUCUGCUCAAAGAAAUGCAAAUUCAGAACCCAACAGCAAUUAUGAUUGCAAGGACCGCUGUUGCCCAAGAUGACAUAAGCGGAGAUGGCACCACCUCUACUGUCUUAUUCAUUGGUGAGCUUAUGAAACAAUCAGAGCGAUACAUUGACGA